AUGAAGUGGAAUUGCAAUGGUAGUUCGAUCACCACCUCCAUAAGUCUGACAGCGGGACUACUACUACUACUACUUUUACAAAAACCAACUGUGGUUCAAGGUCGUGCGGCUCCACCAGCGGAAGUGGACAAACCAUUCCUAACGGAGCCCUGUCUUGCCGUGGUGGAAGAAUUUGAUUACGAACCAAAUCUGGACAUUUCCAAUAGUCAAGACGAUGCCAGUGGUGUUGCGAGUGAAGACGAAUCCUUGCUGUACUGCGAAACUCCAGGAGGGUACUUUUACAAGGUUCCCACCUCGGAUCCAUCAUGGGUCGAAACCAUGGUGCAAGGAGGCCAAUUGAUUAGUGGGGUGACGGAAUUGGAAUUGCCUCCAGAUACCUUGGUCAAUGAACAUUUGGGGACCUUGGAAUGGAAAAACAACAACGAUCAUGACAACAACAGUACUAAUACUAGUAGUAGCAGCGAUACCAUGGUGGUAAUGACACCUGGGCUGGUGGACCAUGGCAGCACCAAUGAAAGACGAACUCGACGACGACGAUUGGCUGAAGUGACUGGAACCAAGACGGUCUUGACGGUGCGAAUCAUUGCCACGGACCAACAAAAUACCUUUGAUGAAGCCACCCUCCGACAGGAAGUAUUUGGUACCGACAAUACCAAUCUCAAGACUCAAUUUGACAAGUGCUCCUUUGGUCAAUUGACCUUUGUUGCGACCGAUGACCGCAGUGGUCAGACCGUGUCAAUUGUGGGCGGUGUCGUCACGGUGACGGUGGAUCAUUCGACUGUCGAAGGGGAUUCCGUCUUGAGGAAUGCCGUAACGACCAAGCUCAAGCAAGAAUUUGGAGUAUCGAGUCCCUCUGAUUUGGCAGAUCAUGUCAUGUACUGCAUGCCAUCGAGGGCGAUGGUGGGCAUUGCCUAUGCCUACAUUAAUUCGUGGCUAUCUGUCUACAAGGAUGUAUGGGGGCUCUACGUGUCUGCUCAAAUGCACGAAAUAGGGCACAACUUGAAUCUUGCUCAUUCCACUGACCUCAAAUUCCUAUCCCAUGAUAGGGCACGAAGUGAAUAUGAUGAUAAAACGGGCUUGAUGGGCUACUCGUACAAUGACAAGGAGUUUCCGAAAAUGUGUUUUAAUCCUGCCAAGUCUUGGCAACUGAAAUGGUACGCGAAUAAGCAAGCAACCUACACACCAACCUGUGGAGAGGUCACUAUGAAGAUUGGGAGCAUUAUUGACUAUGACGAAAGCCAAGUGACGACCGUCUUGCUGCAAAUCAGCCAGACCACUGAAAGUUUGGACUAUUACUUGAGCUACAAUGCACGGGCUUUAUUCAAUCACGAGACACAAGAGGGAGGGAACAAGGUUGUCAUUGACGCACAAGGAGGCAAUGGGGACAGUUUUUCAAAGUCGACAUUGGAGGCUAGGCUCGAAGUUGGUGAAUCAUUUGAAAUGAUAGAUUUCAACGGUGUUGCUGGUGACACUGUCGUUUUGCGCUUUUUGGAACGAGGAGGAUUCAAUAGUCGUGAGGCGACGAUAAGCAUUGGUUGGAUUCCCAAAGAGUCGUCUAUUUGUGCAACUGAUGCUCCAACCAACGCACCUUUUCCCCGAAUGACAAUGGGUCCAACUCGAUUACCAACUCGAUCGCCGACCCGAAUUCCAUCGGCUUGGCCCACACGUGGACCUUCUGCAUCUCCGACCAUGAGGCCAACAACAUUUCCAACGUCUCGCCCGUCAGCACAACCUACCCGAAUGCCGUCGAUAAAGCCGACGUCCAGGCCAUCUAUCACCGCCUCAAACUCACCUACUACGAAACCGUCCAUUUUAGCAUCCGAUACUCCCACGGCAGAUCCCACUAUGGGCCCAACUACUCUCUCCCCUACAUCACGGCCUACAAUGGAAGCAACUGAAAAGCCAACACGUCUCCCCAGUGAGAUUCCAACACCGAAUCCGACUUUCACGCCAUCGACGGGUCCAUCGGUCAGUCCAACAUCGAAUCCGUCAAUCGGUCCAACAUUCGGUCCAACAUUCAAUCCAACCAUCCUCCCGACGACAAAGCCCACUUUCAAUCCUAGUUUGAUUCCAACACCCAUUCCUUCGUUGUCAUUGUCGGACAAUCCCAGUAUUCAUCCCAGCAGAGUUCCAUCUUCAAUUCCAACCAAGAGUCCCACUUUGUUGCCAACGAUGGUCCCAUCGGAAGAUCCAACGACAAACCUGACGGAUAUGCCGACAAAAAUGCCAACCAAUAAUCCGACGUUGGCGCCAACUAUCAUGCCAUCAAACAGUCGCAGUCAAAGUCCGACUUCCGAACCAACAGAGGACGUCUCAAAUGUGCCGACAACGAUACCGACGACAUCACCAACUGAUGCACCCACUACAAAGGUGACGGUACCCCCUUCCGAUAAUCCUACCGAAGAUCCAACAUUAAAACCAACGCCGAUGGAAUCUGAUGCUCCCACAAAGGAACCAACACCGCAGCCAACCAUUUUACCGUCAGGAAUUCCAACCCUCCAACCGACUAUCGCUCCAUCUGACAAUCCCACCAAGGAUCCAACUGUCACACCGACAGCAAUGCCAUCCAGACAGCCAACUUUGUUGCCGACUGCGGCCCCGUCGGAUUUCCCAACACCAUUUCCAACACCAAGGCCUUCAUCAUCCAUGCCAUCGCGAGAGCCGACGAAUAGUCCGUCUUUUCUGCCAUCUGACAAUCCCACCAAGGAUCCAACUGUCACACCGACAGCAAUGCCAUCCAGACAGCCAACUCUGUUGCCGACUGCGGCCCCGUCGGAUUUCCCAACGCCAUUUCCAACACCAAGGCCUACAUCAUCCAUGCCAUCGCGAGAGCCGACGAAUAGUCCGUCUUUUCUGCCAACGUCAAAGCCCAGCUUGAAUCCAUCACUUGGGCCAACCGCUUCACCCACCCUAUCUCCGUCUAUCAAUCCUACGUUCAAGCCGUCCAUGAUACCAACAGCACAGCCACAAGCUCUAGUGAUUACAAACCCCGAUUGUCGAAGAUGGUAUUGGUUCAUGAUUGUUGAGUGCAAAAAGAAUCAAGGCAUUCGACCCCAAGGCAUCUAG
Molecule: messenger RNA, 3066 nt
Organism: Cylindrotheca closterium
Lineage: Eukaryota; Bacillariophyta; Bacillariophyceae; Bacillariales; Bacillariaceae
Source: the annotation of a GenBank genome assembly